GACUUUCACUGUAUUUUAAUAUUUUUUUAAUCCAGUGCUUACGUAAAAACCAACAUUAUUGUGUGUAAUUUGUUUCAACUCUUGAGUUGUGUUGUGUUAUUUAUUAAAAUUGUCUAUUAAUUGGGAUUGGCAAGCUGUUUAUUGUUAAAAAUUAACCAAAAUGGUGCAGGCUAAUACAACCACAGGUCUGAUUAAACAUGACAAGAAGCAUCGAUUGAAACAACGGUUUGAAGUUAAACAUAAACUAGGCCAAGGAACUUAUGGAAAAGUUCAAUUAGCCAUCAAUAAAGAAACCGGGCAAGAGGUGGCAAUUAAGACAAUUAAAAAGUCAAAGAUUCAAAGCGAACAAGAUCUUGUACGAAUCAGAAGAGAGAUUCAGAUCAUGUCUUCAAUUCAACAUCCACAUAUCAUCCAUAUUUAUGAAGUUUUUGAAAAUAAGGAAAAGAUAGUGUUGGUCAUGCAAUAUGCCAGUGGAGGUGAAUUAUACGAAUAUGUUUCGGAUCGAAAGUUGUUGUCAGAUAAUGAAGCCCGACGAUUAUUCAGACAAAUAGCAACAGCAGUUUACUAUUGUCACAAGAACAAAGUGUGUCACAGAGAUCUCAAAUUGGAAAACAUUUUGCUAGAUCAUAAUGGAAAUGCAAAGAUCGCUGAUUUUGGCCUUUCAAAUGUUUUCGACGAGAAACAUUUUCUUAAUACAUUCUGUGGGAGUCCACUUUAUGCAUCGCCUGAAAUUGUUAAAGGGAUACCUUAUUAUGGUGCCGAAGUCGAUUGUUGGUCUCUUGGAGUUCUUCUUUACACUCUUGUCUAUGGAGCUAUGCCUUUUGAUGGAAGCAAUUUCAAGCGUCUAGUCAAACAAAUAUCUGAAUCUAGUUACUUUGAGCCCAAGCAGAAAUCAGAGGCAUCGGGAUUAAUAAAGAGAUUACUGGCUGUAGAUCCUAAUAAACGAGCUACAAUCAUUGAUAUUUGUACUGAUUGGUGGGUCAAUAAAGGAUAUGAACAUUCGCUUCUUCAAGUAGCUGAAGAUCUUUCUAAUUUAACGCCUGUUCGUCUGGAUGUAUUACUAGCUUUAGCUCCUACUUCACCGCCGACUAAAAGUGAAAGACAACAUCCUCUGGCUAAAAAAGAGUCUGAAUCGGAGGAAAAUAGUAAACAAAGAGGAUCUGAAGCAGUUUUGUAUCCUCCAUGUAGCGAUUAUCAAGCUGAUACUUCUGAACUUUCCACAGAUAUUCCCACUUAUGCCGAAGAAGAAGAAGAACUUGCUGAUGCAAGUGAAAUUGUUGACGAUGGUGACGAGUUUUUACCUUCAGCUGUUGCCGCAGCACUUCAGGAUGAAUAUCAAGAAGCUAUUGAUAAAAAAGAUGAAAUUGAACAAGCACAAGCUUCUGGAAUAACUGGAACAGAAGAUAAUGAAGCAACUAAAUCAACCAAAAGAAUAGCUGGGUCGUCUUUCGAUUCUAGUGUUAGCCAAACUCAAAGCCAAAGCCAGAUAACGAAAAGAAAGAAACCCAAAAAAGGAUCUGAUGUUACAGUUAAUGAUACAGAUGACAAGCAAGCUUCGACCUCAGGUUAUAUAAGUGAUGUAACGUCAAUCACAGCGACCAGUCAAAUGGUCACUGAUGAUUUAUCCAAUGAAACAGGAGAAACGAUAACCGCAAUAGAUGAACAUAGUGAAGUAGAGCAAAAAUCUGAAAAUGAUGCCACUAUGCUCAACCAAACAGUGCCUUUAGACUCAUUGCCUGAUGAAACUAUUUCUACAUCCUCUGAAAUUUCAUCUCUCCUUGAUACAAGUAAAGUUGAUUCAACACAACCAACAUUACAUACUCAAUCUAGUGCCUCAAUUAAAACACUCACAGCCAAAGAUAGCCAAGCUACUCUAUCAGAAUCCUCGACAAGUACUCUCAUUGAUGAACCACGUUCACAAAUAUCUCAACAAAAGUCAGUUUCAUCUUCUAGUGUCAAAAGCAAAAGUAAAAGUGCCAGUCCUAAAAGACCAAUAUCUUCGAAAACUUCACAUGUUUCAUCUACUCCCACUGCUUCAUCAACAGUCACAAGCAAUAAACCGUCCACAAGUAGCUCACCUAGCUCUAAGGUAUCGGAUAAACGUAUUAAACCAGUUGAUAAAGGUCCCAAAAAAGCCAAAGAAUCUCCACCGAAAAGUAUAAAAGAUGAAGAACCAGCAAAAGCUUCAACCUCAUCGACAACGAAAAAAGAUUCAUCUUCAUCAAUUGCAUCGCCUUCAGCAUCAAAUUCUGAAAUUGGUGAUUCACAACCCACAACUCCAGAUGCAGAAAAAACCAAACCUUGGCUAGAGAGAAGAUCCAGUGUUAAUCGAAAGGUUGGAAAAAUUUCAUACCCAAAGUUCCUUGAGAAUACAACACCACCGGAAAAGAAACCGGUUCCUACUUAUGGUAAAAUAUCAACAGCUAAAAAAUUGUUUGAAACUCGACGAUCAAGUAUCGAUAAGGAUAAGGAAAGAGUCAUUCCCAUGGUUAAGGUGUCUGAUGCUAAGCAAGCCUUUGAAAGACGAGCUUCAAUGCCUGCUUCUCAAGCUCCGUUAUGGAAAAAUGCUGGCGAAAGAAAAGGUAGCUUAAUAACACAAUCUUCUCUUGAUGAAACUAGUAGUCGAAUUUUGUCAAAAGAAAAGUCUUCCACUGAAACUAAACCAACAACUCGUCCAAAGAAAUCAUCUUUAUCACCAGAUAAACGAAGAUCUCCAAAUAAAUCUACAGUUACAAAGAUCGCUGAUAAAUCUCCAGAAGCCAAACCUUCGAAAAAAUCUGAUUUAAAGUCUGAAACAUCCCAAAAACCAAAAGAAUUAUCUCCAGCAAAAGGUAAAAGUGAAAUCUCUGAUCAAAUUAUUGUUAACAAAAAAUCAGAUGAUGCUGGCGUAACUAUCAAACCAACAGACGAAAACAAGCAGCAAAAAGUGAAACAAGAAACGCAACAUGAUGAUCAACAAGUUAAGCCAAAAGAAUCUGGGUCUGUUGGUGAUGGAGGAAACGAAAGUGUUUCAAGGUUGACUGAUUCUCCGUCUAUCGUACAUAAUGAAGACGAGAGAAAACUUGUCGCCAAAGAUAUAAUAAAAAAGCAAAUUGCUAAAGCCAAGUUACAGGAACUGAGACAAUCAUCGAUAGAAUCUUAUGAAUCAAACUUAUCAGCUUCAGAUCAAGGAAAAUUAAAUUGCCAAGGAGGAUCAGAGGAAUCUUCCACUUCUUCAACAGCUUCUACUGCUAAACCUAAAUCCUACGUAAAAGCUCCUCAACCAUUUAUCAAAGAAGAAAUCAAACCUACACCAGUCCGAAGCGUCGCUGAGAUUAAAUUAUCCUCAAAACCUAAAUUGGGCUUGGACAUUGAGGCAGCUCAUCGAGGUCAGCAACAAAAACAACAAAAAGAGAUUGAAGAAGUAGCACCAACUAAUAUUGUGGAACCACCAUCAACAGCAGGAACUCAAAAUCAAGAGUCGAAUCCAGGAACACCAUCAACUGCAUUAAGCAAAGCGGCUCCAAUCACCCGAAGUUACAAGAAGGUGAUAUUCACCAAGGACGGAGCUUGUAUAACAGAAACUGGUAAAAUAAUCGCAGAAGAAGGAGCUGAUGGAUCAUUCAGCAGAAUUGAGAAGAAGAGUAAAGUAACACAUUACCCUGUUGGUGCAGCAAGUUCCGCUCGGUCCGAAUCAAGUGAAGAAACUCGAACAGUUAAAAGCUUUGGUGGAUCUGCUGAUGAUGGCCGCAAUGGUUCUGUUUCACCUCCCGCUGUGCGGCCAAUUCCUGAUCUUCGUAGAUCUGAAAGUGCAUCUUCUUCCGGAUCAACUGAUAUCUUUGAUGAUAUAUUUGACACUUGGAGUGGGGAUCCAGUUUUCAGUAAUCUCAGUGGUCGAAUGAGAUCAAUUUUCUCUCAGAGUCGAUCGCCUUUCGCAAGCCUUUGGGGCACAGGUCGCUCCAAAAAGGCGAAAAAGAAAUCACGAGCCGAAAGUGCUGAACGUAAACCCAAAACUGAAACUCAAUUGGGCAGUGGUUGGCGCAGAACACCAGGUCAUGGGACAGAUCAAGAAUACAGUGAUACAGACACUGAUACAGAGCAAUCUAUUGGCUUUGGAGGUGGAGGUGGACUUUGGAAGUUUCUUGGAUCCAAUCCUUCUUCAAGUAAUCUGCUCGAUCGUCAUCGGUCACUUCUAUCAAAACAUUUUGGUUCAGAUGACUUUUUCAGUGAUAAUGAACCAUUUGGCUCUUCUUUUCGACGGUCACUAAGUCGUGAUAGAGGAUCAACAUCAUUCGGUCCAACUCGCAGCUCAGCUACACCCACUGUUCGAAUGGUUAUUAAUCCUCUUCGUAACAUAGACUCUGCUACUCGUAUGGCAACCCCGCCUUCGAAACAGGAUAGUCUAGAUUCUAAUGAGAGUGGAGGUAGCAAUGCUCAACAUAUUAACUCAGCAUCAUUCUUUUCAAGACCAGUUACCGGAAGACCUUAUGCUCGAACUAUAUCUAGAGAAAGUCAAAGGCAACGUGAAGGCUGUGAGGACAAUAUUGGAGGAACCAGUGGGGCGACCUCACUGGAUUUGGAUGAAUCAGGUCCACGACGUCGAGUAGAGAAAUGGUUGGAUAUGAAUCGAGAUGAUGAUGAGAUCGAUCAGAAUCAUCCAAUCAGUAUGUACACAACUAUCCGCCCUCGCCCAAUAAACCGUUAUGGAAGAUCCGUUAGUUCUCGAUUUGGUUUUGAUCUAGGAUCAGUUGACUCAAAUCGAGUUUUAGAUCCACCAAGUGGAUCAAAUUUGUCUUUCAGCACUACUCAGGAAAUUCAAAUUGGAUCUCCUAAAGUCUCUGAAACAUCUCGAUUUGUCAGAGAUGAUUCUAUGACAGCUAAACCUCGGUCAGAGGUGAUUAUACCUGUUAAUCGAAACACAUCUCCUAUUGUAACCUCAAACUCCAAUAAACCUUUAAUUACCAUGAAAUUGUCACUUGGAGGUGGAAAUGAACCCAGGGAGUCGAGGACUUUAAUUUCAAGUUCAGGAGUAGGAGGAGGAGGAAGAUUGGGACUAUCUUCAUCAGGUAUUGUUGAAACACCGGGUACGGCAGAUUCUGACGAUUGGUCAAGUCCAGUUUUACUUCCUGAAAACUCUUCCUUACUGGAUCAGCUUCGUACCCAUGGUUAUCGAAAUCUGGUUUCACAGCGGUUAUCUGGUCUCAGUGGAGCCUCCGGAGGAGGAGAAUCCAGGUACGAUAAUCGCGACAAUAGUACUACUACUACUUCCACAACCACAACCACAACCAGCCUUCCUCCUCAACAAAUGAAAAGAGGUAAGAGUUUAACGGGAGACUCUUCCUCACUUCGUGCUCUUGAGAAUCUAAUUGAGAAUGAUGGAGAAAUCGCAUGGAAUCCUGUUAAUGGUGAAACAAUUAAAUAUAAUAAUAGCAUGUUCGAGUCAAUGGAACCAACCACUAACCAUGAAACUAGUUCUAAUCGGAUUGUUAGAGUUGAUAAAAUACCUGUUGACCGUGAUGGUGUUAUUAAUAGUUGGGUUCAACAAAAACAAUCUAACAAAGCUAAUAAUAUCAUAGAUGAUGGGAAUGGGGGUGACGAUGGUGAUAAUCAAGGAACCAUUAGUGGUCAAAGACUAACAAAUAAUAAAAAUCAAUGCAAAACUGAGAUAAAUGUGGAUAUUGUGAGAAAUAAUGAUAAAUGUAAAUUUAACAAUAAGAAAGGUUCUGAGUAUGUAAAUAGUAAGGAAAUUAAUCAUCAUCGUCCAAGCCUGAACCAACACCUAAAUCCCUUUCACCUUCACCAACAAUCAGAAACUGAUUGUGGACCCGAAAUUACCUCAAAAUCAUCAGCACCACCACAGGCUUGUUUCAACAGGCAAAAGUCUAAUGAUAAUAAAUCAUUUCAUCAUCUGUCUAAAGAUGCUUAUGAUGAUAUUAAUAGGAAAAAUGUAAAAAAUGAUGUUGAUAAUAAUGAAGAUACUUCCGCAUCUCACAGAUCGUUAAUCAACAAUGCCAACAGUAGUACCACAUCUAAUGAUCCAAAUCACAAAGAAACUCUUCAGGAACGGAUACUUCGUAAAUCAUAUUACUCUCGGUUCAAUCAUCCCCUUGAAAGGAGAGGAUCAUCUAAUCGACGACGAACUUCAUUAAUAGAAAACGGUGAUCGACUUUUUGACUUUUCGUUAUUUGAUAAUCCACAUUAUUCUCGUCAUUAUCCUUCAACGUCGACUUCCAAUCACCCUCACUCACAUCAUCCCGAUCUCCAGCCAUUUGAUAGUCUUGGAAAUCAUCAUCAUUCUCAACAACAGAAUCUUCACCUAAAGCCUCCACUUUUUCUUACAAAUGAUCAGUUUAUUCAACGAGUUCAAGUUAGAGCUCAACAGUUAAUUGAAGAGGCUCGUGAGAGACGCGACAGAAUCAAUUCGAAGUUAAUGUCAUCCUUACGACCAACCACUUUUGACCUUAAUCACGACAGAGAUGAUUUCUUCGGACAUGGUAAUCACAGUAAUAACUCUUCUCAUUCUCUUGCAUAUUCUUCGAGGUCUCGAGAGCCAUCACCCAUGUUUUCCCGACGAACCAGUUCUUUUUCAGGCUCAGAAGAAGUUGAUCUCAAAUCUCGUCGACCUUCAUCGUCCACGACAUCAACAACAACUAGUCAACCAUCAACCAAUAAAACAAUGAAUGGAAACAGUAAAAGCUUUUCUAGAAGUCAGUCUGCUCGGACAAACUCUACGCGAUACACCAAUGGCCACAGUCAAGAUUUAGAUGACGAUUUAAUUGAUAAUAUUGACGACAGUAAUCAAUUUGCCAGUGAUGAUAAUGACUUUGGAGAUGACUUAACUUCUCGUGCCCAAGUUGUUUCAGAAGCUUUACGGUUACUCAAAGAGCGUGCCUUACAAGAGAAUUGAUCUUAGCAUCGAUGGACAAUAAUUGGACAAUACUUGUUCCCGAAUGAUUCAUUAUAUUGAGCAAAAAUAUAAUAGAUUCAUUUAAUACAUUCGACUUAUUGCAUUGUAAUCUUUAUUUACUCAAAUAAUAAGAGAAUCUCAGUUUAAACCAUUCAAA
Molecule: messenger RNA, 7043 nt
Organism: Tetranychus urticae (two-spotted spider mite)
Lineage: Eukaryota; Metazoa; Arthropoda; Arachnida; Trombidiformes; Tetranychidae
Product: Nuak family kinase 1
Biological process (GO): protein phosphorylation; intracellular signal transduction; microtubule cytoskeleton organization
Cellular component (GO): cytoplasm
Molecular function (GO): ATP binding; tau-protein kinase activity
Source: RefSeq, a predicted model, not a curated record